Molecule: messenger RNA, 333 nt
Organism: Arachis stenosperma
Lineage: Eukaryota; Viridiplantae; Streptophyta; Magnoliopsida; Fabales; Fabaceae
Exons: 1
Coding region: 1-333 (110 amino acids)
Molecular function (GO): nucleic acid binding
Source: RefSeq, a predicted model, not a curated record
AUGCAGAUCAAGCAUCACUUCACUUCGGUAGAGCACCCAAAAGCAAAUGGGCAAACCGAGGCAGCAAAUAAAGUUAUACUGGCAGGUUUAAUAAAAAGGUUAGAAGAGGCAAAGGGAGCAUGGACUGAGGAACUCCCUCAAGUAUUAUGGGCAUAUCGGAUUACACCUCAGUCUACCACAGGAGAAACACUCUUUCGACUUGCUUAUGGCAUAGAAGCCAUGAUACCAGUUGAAAUCAACGAGCAAAUUCCAAUGGUGAACUUCUACGACGAGGUCGAUAACGUACAGGGGAACAAAGAAGAACUCGAGUUACUUUCCGAAGUCCGAGAAUAA